Messenger RNA from Daucus carota subsp. sativus, 1298 nucleotides. RefSeq lists its product as uncharacterized. Bases 25 to 864 code for a protein of 279 amino acids. Lineage: Eukaryota; Viridiplantae; Streptophyta; Magnoliopsida; Apiales; Apiaceae. The transcript is spliced from 2 exons. The record is from RefSeq and is a predicted model, not a curated record. Gene Ontology annotation, molecular function: cysteine-type peptidase activity. Gene Ontology annotation, biological process: proteolysis.
AAGGGUCUGGAAUGCCUGCAGAGGAUGGACUCUAGCAUACCGCCAGAGUAUCAUGACGAGUUCAGCAGGAUUGCUCCUAUAUUUAUUGAGCCAUACUGCCGAUUCAUGCAGACGGUUAGAGGCCCGGCAUAUACGCCCCCGGCGUUGGAGCAUGUCCAUCUCUCUCCUUCUGCCAAGAGGCCGUUAGUUGCAGACAGCUUCUCACACGAUGUCGUUGAUAUGACUCAGCCGUCUCAACAUAUCUCUGCAGACCUUACGGAGCCUUCUUCUUCGAGGCCCAAGAAGAUGACUGUUCGUCGCCCCGCGGAACAUAAAUGGCUGAUCAGCAAAAGGUUGACACAGGAGAAGAUGGAUACUAUCCGGAGAGACUGGGGAUGGGGGAGGGGUAUGACAGUGGGUCUCGAGGGUGGUAUAAGACAUGAUCUUAUGUUCACGCUUGCCCCUAUCUCAAUGCAGAGUCUGGCCCCCGGUGGAUGGUUAGAUGAUCGGAUCAUCUACACAUACAUGUGGUUGUUACGUGAUCGGGAGGAAGCAAUUGCUGCAGAGGGCAUCCACCCCAGGGAGCCUACGUACUACUUCAUGGAUCCCUUCUUCAUCCCGUUGGCCAUGGAAGUGGACUACAAAAAUAUGACGGAGAGGGUGAAGCACUUCUAUUUGAAGUGGGGAAGCUGUGGGGUUGGUCCAGCAAUCAACCAGGUGGACUACAUAUUUGUUCCCGCAAAUGUCAAUGACAAUCACUGGAUUCUCAUGGUCUUUGCUGUGAAGAAGUGGGCUAUCAUGGUUCUCGAUCCUUAUAACGAUAAGUCUGAAUAUCCAGACGAAGAAGAAGCAAUGGUACUAAAUCCUUCACUCCUCUUCUACUAAUAUACAUGAUGGUUUUGUUCUGAUGUUUGUUUUCAUGUUUUUGUUGUUUGUAGGUCGGUGUACUUGGAGGGAUGCUUCGUUUUCUUGCCAAGGGUCAAAAGUUCCCGCAAGAGGACCCUCUAGUUCAUGUUUGGGAUGAGAUGCCGAAGCAGCAAAAUCAUUUUGAUUGCGGGGUCUUCGUCUGCAAGUACAUGGACUACACAUUGCAAGGUUAUGACCUCUCCACCUUGACGUGGGAUACUUCGGAUGUUGACCUAUUCCGCUAUAGGAUUGCAAAAGAGCUUCAGAAAGGGAGAGCGAGGCGAAUCCCUAGUCAUCUUAUGCGGCAAAGGCUAGAAGGAGCCAAGGAAUAGGACAUUUUCGUAGUUUAUGACAUUUUCUUAGUCUCGUAGUUUAUGACAUUUUCGUAGUUUAUGACAUUUACGUUAUAUAUA